Molecule: messenger RNA, 3990 nt
Organism: Cynoglossus semilaevis (tongue sole)
Lineage: Eukaryota; Metazoa; Chordata; Actinopteri; Pleuronectiformes; Cynoglossidae
Product: neuropeptide Y receptor type 2-like
Exons: 2
Coding region: 1008-2117 (369 amino acids)
Biological process (GO): G protein-coupled receptor signaling pathway
Cellular component (GO): membrane
Molecular function (GO): neuropeptide Y receptor activity
Source: RefSeq, a predicted model, not a curated record
GGACCUUAAACAUUGAUGCAGCUUCAAUCGUGACUUGUUAUAUUGGAACACAAUCUAUUUGUGUCCAUUAUGCUCUCCUUUCCAAAUUAAACGCACAAUAAAGCACUCGAAGUCCUUGGUUGGUUUUAAAAAACCACAGUCAUCUGUGUGGAUGUUUCUUUUGGAUUCUAAUGUUUUAACCGCGACUUCUGGGUCUUGGUGAACUAACAUAAGAAUCCUGAUCCCGACUCACCUCGGCACAGACGUCGUAGCUGGGCGGCGCGGCACAUGUGACCUCGGGGCAGACGGUACUGUUGGACCAUUUUUAAUCAGCCGUUCAGUGAAUGGAUGGAGAAGAAAAAUGCAGGGAUCUGCAGCAUGGUUAAAGGUAGAGGACAGGUUUGAUCAAUAACUCCAUUGAAUAGCACAGGAUUUAGUAUUCCUGUCAUAUGGGUCUGACGCAGUUGACGGUCCACCCAGAAGAAGAACAUCAAUAUCAGCCCUGCAAUUAUCUGCAGUUACUGACUUAGUACAUGAGGGUAUUUCAAUGCGGUGGUAUAGUUAUAGUUCAGUGCACCGCGAUCUCUGUUUGAAAAACAUCAAUAACGCAUAAAAAGAAAAAUGAAUGCGGUGUCAUUUAUAUUUCAGCUGAGAGUUACUUUUUUAGAGAGAGAAACAAGACAGAGAAUAAGUGUCAGAAUACGACAUCCAUCAUUCAACUGACAGGAAGACGAUGUCAGAUGAUGCGUGUCUUCUCACCCCCCUCCCCCGCCCCCGCGAGUAUCGCUCAGACCCUCGCGGCGCAGGUGAUGAACCGUCGGUGCCAAACGAGCGCUUACGCGCACUGGUGAAUGUGUUUUAUCGCCUGUUCUGUCGCGGAAGAAGUCUUUGGUUUUUCACCCGAUUUAAAAUUUUCUGGAUUACGUUGGAAAAGAAAAAAAACAAACAACCGAGGAUGAAGACAGUAACCGGGCGAAUUUAAGAAGAUUUCUGUCUGGACGGAGGUCCCUUUUCCGACUGUGUCCACAAUGGAUGCAGCCAAUCAGGUCAACACGACUGAAGCUGAGGAGUUCCUGGUUCAAGUUCUGACCUCCAGCUGCUGCUCGGCUACAGGUACAACAGGCGACGAGAGCUUUUCGAAGCUGGACGACAGCAUGGAGCUGGUUGGAGUUCAGGUUACUCUGAUACUCGCCUACAGUUCCAUCAUACUGUUUGGAGUGACCGGGAAUUCUUUGGUGAUUUACGUGGUCUACAGGUUCAAAAAGCUGCAGACCGUGACCAAUUUCUUCAUCGUCAACUUGGCCGUGUCGGACUUACUAGUCAACAUUCUGUGUCUGCCCUUCACCCUCGUUAACACGCUGUACGGCGAGUGGAAGUUUGGUCAGGUGCUGUGCUUCAUGCUGCCCUGUGCUCAAGGCAUGGCGGUGCACGUGUCCACCAUCACGCUGAACGUCAUCGCUCUGGACCGCCAUCGCAGCAUCGUCUACCACAUGGAGACCAAGAUGUCUAAAGAUAUUUGCAGCGUGGUUAUCAUCAUGACCUGGACGGUGAGCGCCCUGUUAGCCAGCCCUCUGGCCAUAUUUCGGGAGUAUCAGACGCUGGAGCUACAGCAGGGCAAAUUCAUCCAGGUGUGCGUAGAGAAGUGGCCUGGGAGCAGCAUGAACGGCAGCAUCUACAGCGUGUCCAUGCUCAUUGUUCAGUAUUGUCUGCCUUUGGCCAUUAACUGCUUUGCCUACAUCCGUAUCUGGAAGAAAAUGAAGGAUAUGCCGUACAGGGGUAGAAACGACCAUCACGAGCGCAGGAAGAGGACCACUCAAAUGCUGGUCACCAUGGUGGUGGUGUUUGCCAUCAGCUGGCUGCCCUUCUACGUGUUCCAGCUGGCCGUGGACAUCAACAGCAGCGUGCUGCGUAUGAAAGACUUCAAACUGCUCUUCACCCUGUUUCACGUCGUGGCCAUGUGCUCCACGUUUGUAAACCCGAUCCUGUACGGGUGGAUGAACACCAACUACAGGUCGGCCUUUCUGUCGGUCUGCAGGUGUAAAUGGCCGUUCGGUUUCACGACGCAGUGCAACCAAAACAGAGACGCGACGAGAGAGGAGGGCAGAGUGUGUAAAAAGUGCAAAUCAACAAAUGUGUGAUUGGUAUAAUUGUUGACGUUGUGUUUGGUUGAGUGGAGGAAUUACCAAACGUUAUUAUGAGGAUGAAUUAAGAGAUGUUCAAAGUGCUUUGUUUUUCCAGUUGCUGCGUACGACUGUGGAAUAUAUCAUGAUGUAUUUAUCUGAAUGACAGGCAGAGAUAGAUCAGUCGUUUCAAUCUGUAAAUACUCAAACUCCUGAACUCCUGGCUUUAAGUGGUUUAAAUAACACGAUACGAAAAAUAGAAUCCGGCAUCGAGUUUUAAAAUGAAUAAAUUCCAGAAUGAAGACAUAAGGUAGCAGCCAACAAACAGAAUCGACUUCUUAUUUUAUAAUCAAACCCAUAAUACUUUUUUAUCCUCUUUAGAGGAAAAUAUAGCUGAUACUGUAUAUGCAACAAAACGAGCAUGGUUUAUUAUAACCAUUACGGUAAGUGUUUGACAAAUUGAACAAAUGUCAUGAAGCCCCACUGUGAUUCCAAUCAUGAGAUCAGUCGUGCAAGUUACACUUUCCCUUAAUGAUAGAGUAAUGGAAUGAAAGUAGAAACCAUUCUGACAGGACACGUCCAUUUAUUAUACACCAUCGAUGGUUCAGACUCUGAGGUUUCAGGUCCAGGUGAUGAGGAGGAAAGUAUGAGCCCUAGAGUUGAGAGGCUGUUACUGCCGUCAUUACAUUAUAAUUACAAUAAUGAUACAGAUGGAUAUGUCAUAUAUAUAUAUAUAUAUAUUUAUAUAUAUAAUAAUGGAGAUGUAGAAGACCUGACAUGACGUAUGACAUGAAGGUCUUCUACAUCUCUUCUACAUCCAGUAUUGACUUUGACCGUGUUGUUGUUUUGUGAGUCCAGACAGAGGAGGAUGCUGAUGUUUGAUUACUGGGUUCAUCGUAAGCAGGUUUUUCUGUCUCGAGAGCCAAAGGGAGUCCACGCCCACAUUUGUUCGUGUAUAUGUUUAUUUUUUGUUUGUUUGUGGUGCUGUUCUGAAGAACUCGUGCUGUUUACAAAGUCUCGACUGAUUUACUUUGUCAAACAUGAAUGUCUCCAUUUAAAGUUGGCUUUUCUUGGUGCACAAAAUCAAUAACUGUUUGUCUUAUACUGUCUGAGGCUGUGGAGCUGCUGCUGCUGCAGUACCUCAGUGACCUCAGUGCAGUGACCUCAGCGGGGUACUCACUUAAAAGGAAAAAUGGACAAUAAUUUUCUAACCAAUCAAAUUUUCUUUCUAUUUUUGCUGAUGAACGAGGACCAGGUCGCUCCACGUGACUGGCUCUGAGUGGAGCCGUAAUUAUAUUAAGGACGUUUCAUCAUUGGAGUGAAUAUUGAUUCUUCUAAUUAACCACAUUUCUAUUGUGAAAUAAUUAAGUCCCGUUGCUAGUGGAACAAGAAGAAAGACCACUUUUUUUUUGUUUUUCUAAAUGGACCACAAGUCACUGGAGUCCAUUUCAUUAGAAUAAAAAUUAGAACCAUGCCAGUAGGUGAUUCAUCGUCUCUCCAGCUCAGUUCAAUUAAAGAAUUCUGAAGGGGUAUUUUUAAUUUGACUUUUCGGCAGCAGUCAUCACGUCACACCCUCAUAUUAAACCUCAGGAGUCCUAAUUAUUCCUUUUGUCAUCUGAGCUAAAAAAAAAGACUACGUCUUUGGCUACUGUACCUGCUGCAACAAGAAAAGCACCAUGGGGGGUUUGGGGGGGGGGGUAAUACUGUAUAGCUGUAACCACUACAUAACAAAACAAUUUGCAAUUUAUUAUUAUUUAAUUCAAAAAUACAAAUAUUGUUCCUUGCUGUGUAAUUUUAAUUUUGAUUUUUUUCAGAUUAAGACACUCUGCUGCAUGGACUUUAUUAUUUUUGAGCUCCCGCGGGCCAUACAAUAUGACUUGGCGGGCCACAU